This is a messenger RNA of Neltuma alba, 1902 nucleotides long. Its product is annotated as protein SAR DEFICIENT 1. Gene Ontology annotation, cellular component: nucleus. Gene Ontology annotation, biological process: regulation of salicylic acid biosynthetic process. The record is from RefSeq and is a predicted model, not a curated record. Bases 73 to 1527 code for a protein of 484 amino acids. Lineage: Eukaryota; Viridiplantae; Streptophyta; Magnoliopsida; Fabales; Fabaceae. Gene Ontology annotation, molecular function: sequence-specific DNA binding; DNA-binding transcription factor activity; calmodulin binding. The transcript is spliced from 7 exons.
AGCAACCUUGCACCAUCCCCUCCUUUUCUCUCUGACUAUACUGAAUCUCUUCCUCCUGAAUCAUUCCCGAAAAUGGCCGCCAAAAGGUUUUUCAAUGAUUCUGGUCCAGACCCAGACAACCGAAGCGAUAAACGCAUGAGACCCACUCGACCUUCUUUUGCUUCGAUCAUAGGAGAAGUGGUUAUGGUGAAGAACAUGCACAACCUUUUCUCUGCCUUGGAGCCUUUGCUCAGAAGAGUCGUUACUGAAGAGGUUGAAAGAGCUAUGAGGCAUUGUUGCCCACGUUCGUUGACUCGGUCUCCUUCUCUGCGAAUCGAAGCAUUUGAACAGCCACAAGCAUCAGGCUAUCAACUAAUGUUCAGCAACAAGCUUUCUCUUCCAAUAUUCACGGGAACCAGGAUUCUGGACAUUGAUGGCCAAAAUAUCCAAGUGAUGCUUGUUCAGAAGAACGGUGACCAAAUGGUUCGGACCAGUCUUCCCCAACCUAUUAAGCUGGAACUUGUGGUUCUCGACGGAGAUUUCCCCGCAGCCGACAAGGAGGCAUGGACCACCGAGGAGUUCGAUAAGAACAUACUGAAGGAGAGAACCGGGAAACGGCCUUUGCUCACCGGAGAAUUGAACCUCACCAUGAGGGACGGGAUUGCACCCACCUGUGAUAUUGAGUUCACCGAUAAUUCUAGCUGGAUCAGAAGCCGCAAGUUCCGGGUCGCCGUCAGAGUUGCUCCGGGGAGUAACCUCGGUGUUCGGAUUCGUGAAGGCAUGACGGAGGCCUUUGUUGUGAAGGAUCAUCGUGGAGAACUGUACAAGAAACAUCACCCACCAAUGUUGAACGAUGAAGUGUGGCGUCUGGAGAAGAUUGGUAAAGACGGAGCUUUUCACAAGAAGUUGUCGUCGGAGAGUGUUAACACCGUCCAGGACUUCCUCAAGCUCUUCAUCGUCGAUCCUCACAAACUCAGAAAGAUUCUAGGGAUAGGGAUGUCCGAGAAGAUGUGGGAAGUGACUGUGAAGCACGCCAAGACGUGUGUAAUGGGGACCAAAGUCUACAUGUACCGUGGGUCCCACUUCGCCCUCUAUCUGAAUCCCAUCUGCCAGCUCAUUAAAGCUGAAAUGAACGGCCACACUUUCCACGGCAAGGACAUCAGCACCAACAUUAAUAGGACCUACAUAGAGAAACUGGUGAAGGAGGCAUAUGCGAAGUGGAAUUGCUUGGAAGAAAUUGACCAACUUAUGGGGAGUAACAUGGCUCUACUAACCCAAGGGGACAGCAUGGAGCAAAUGCCAAACAACAGCAUCAGCAACAAUGAAGCAAUAUCAUUUGGUAAUGAGAUGGACUUCUUGGGAGAUAGCUACGCAACAAACAAUGCGGAAAUUGUAGGAAGUGGUGAGUGGGGACUGAAUAAUCCAGUAUUCUCAACAGCAUCGUACGUAAAUGCCAUGACUUAUAACUUCUCCGAGACACAAUCAGAUGGGAAUAUAACGCCCUCUGCUUCUCUCAUGGACGGUUCUGCAACUCCCAGAUGGCCUUGACCAUUAUUCUGUACAUAUAUAGGACUCUAUAACUUACAGCAUCAGGUAAAUUAGGUUUUAGUGCAGUGCCAAGUGUUUCAGCCCUACAAAAUGUGUUUGCUAAGCAUCACGGUGCUUAGAUUGGGCUUUGUUAUGUUAGUCUGUAGGGAGUAGUUGUUAGGUAGGUGGAGGCAGGCCCAUUUUUAAGAAGGUGUUGUGGAUGAUGGGCAGGGCCUCUCCUUCCCAAUGGUCAACCUUGCCCUUAAUGGGUCAGUGUUGCUGUGUUUAUUCAAUGUUUCCCAAGUCACAGACUUCUGCAACGUGAUGUUUCAUUUCUUCUUGUAUUCGUUUUGGGCGUGGUUUCCCGUGAUAUUGAUCUCCGUUCAGUUCGAGUUU